ACCUGCCAUCUUCCACUGUGUUCUAGUGUUUGGACCAGACUGAGGCAGGCAGGCAGGCAGGCAGGGCACCCGGGAGAGUAUAGCAGCCCUGCGGAGAGAGAGAGCGAGCGAGCGAGCGAGAGAGAGUGUGUGUGUGUGCAGCUCGUGUUAUUGCUCCACAGUGAGAGUAGUUUCUCAGAGGAGGAGGCAAGAGGAAGAGGGAGAGAGUUCGCCUGUUGUCGUGGUCUCUCCCCUGAGUGGCUGAGGGGUGGCUCUUGGUGACAGGAAACGCAAGGCUGGCGAUGAGACCUGAGCGCUGAGUGGAGUAUGCUGCAGACGAUUUACGAGGGCGAGUCAAGUUUCUCCACAACAGAAGGGCGCGUUGGACACCAGCAGUUCCCCAACCAGAGCAAGAUGCACAACGUGAACAACUCAGUGGAUAUUAAACCGGACGUACCAUUGGCUGUGGAGCCUUUAUCUCCUUUGGACCUGCGCACAGACCUGAGGAUGCUGGGGCCAGGCUCGGACCCAGGACUAUGGGAGAGGCAGCUGCAGCAGGAGCUGCUCCUCAUUCAGAAGCAGCAGCAAAUCCAGAAGCAGCUACUAAUCAGCGAGUUCCAGAAGCAGCACGAGAAGUUGACCCGUCAGCAUCAGGCUCAGCUCCAGGAGCAUCUCAAGCUUCAGCAGGAGCUCCAGGCCAUGAAACAGCAGCAGGAACUUGCGGAGAAGGAGCGUCGUUUGGAGCAGCAGCAGAACCAGCAGGAGAAGGAGCAGGAGAGGCAUCGGCGAGAGCAGCAUGUUUCCAGCCUGAGCCUCCGGGGCAAGGAGCGCUCCCGAGAGAGUCUCACAGGUGCAGUGGCCAGUACCGAGGUGAAGCAGAAACUCCAAGAGUUUCUGUUGAGCAAAUCGGCGAAGGAUCCUGCAAGCAACGGAGUGAAUCACUCUUUCAUCCACCAUCCAAAACUCUGGUACACGACUUCCCACCACACAUCACUGGACCAAAGCUCCCCACCUCUGGGCGGCACAUCCCCCACCUGCCAGUACACUCUGCCGUCACCCAUAGAGAGCAAGGACGACUUCCCCUUGAGGAAGACAGCCUCCGAGCCCAACCUAAAGGUACGAUCCAGACUGAAGCAGAAGGUGGCAGAGAGGAGAAGCAGCCCGAUGCUAAAGAGAAGAGAUGGAAACAUCGUAACUCCCUACAAGAAGAGGGCAUUGGAGCUAAUGGACUCGACGCCCACAAACAGUGCCCCUGGCUCUGGCCCCAGCUCUCCCAUAGGGGCCUCCAGUGCCUUGGGGGCUGAAAACGGACCCUCCUCUCUGCCUACUACCACAAAAACUGAGAGAUGGCCUUCCCAGCCGAGAUUAUUCCGACCAGAGGGCUCCGUGUCCAUGCUGAGCUUAUACACCUCUCCCUCCUUACCCAACAUCUCCUUGGGACUUUCAACUGCAUCCUCACCCAUUAGUGCUGCUAUGGGGUUGAAAGACAGAUCAACAGAAAUAAAGCAUGGGCUGCCCGGGCACCUGCUGGGCCCCGUGCCCCUUCAGACGGGCCUGGAGUCCAAAGUGAGCUCCAGUCACCAGGCUCUGCUCCAACACCUCCUCCAGAAGGAGCAGAUGAGGCAGCAGAAGAUGCUCUCCUCCGGCCAAGGCUCCAUGUCGUCCCACCCUCAGUCCCCUCUGGCCAUGAAGGAUCGCCCCUCCAGCAGUCGCCCCAAACUACCCAAACACCGGCCCUUAAACAGAACCCAGUCGGCGCCGCUGCCCCAGAACACGCUCGCCCAGCUUGUCAUCCAGCAGCAACACCAGCACUUCCUGGAGAAACAGAAACAGUACCAGCAGCAGGUCCACAUAAAUAAGCUGUUGUCCAAGUCCAUCGAGCAGUUACGUCAGCCCAGCGCGCACCUGCAGGAGUCGGAGGAAGAGCAGGAGGAGCAGCAGCAGCAGCACAGGGAGGAGGUGGAGAGCAUGCAGGAGGACAGGCUGCCCCCUGGAGGCGUCAUCCGGAAGCACACGCUCAGCAGUAGCAGCAGCGGCUCAAGCAGCGAGCUGCCAGAGCUGCCGGCUCACUGCGGGGUCAUCAAGGUCAAGGAGGAGCCGGUCGACAGCGAGGACGAGGCUCUCACCAGCCAGAGCUUAGAGUCGGAGCAGAGCACCUAUCUCCACCAGGUCAAAGGAAGGCUGGUGAUAAGAGCCAUGAUCUGAGAAGGGAAGAGGAUGAGAUCACACACUUGCAACAUUCGCUAAUAAACAACAUCUACAUCCCUGCAGUUUACAUAUAUAGAACACACAUACACCACACACACACACACACACACACUGCACAGUAGGCCAGCUCUCCCCGUCACGACAUUCUUCUCACUCAGCUGCAGCCUCACUCGUCCCCCCACACUCUUAAGACUCUCUGUUUGUGAUCUUUGUGUAGUGAUCUCUGUAAAAUAUGUACGUUUCACUCGUGUAAAUAUGAAGACAAUUUAGACCGUUCUUUUUAAGGAGCUGCUUUGGCCAUCUCGAGUCUACUCGCAAAAAAACAAAACCCAACAACAAGUUGUGUGUACAUAUACUGUGGAUUUAGCAUCAGCGAUGAGAAGGGAAGCUCGAGCAUGUGUACAGCUUUCGAAGAGCCACCUUAUGUUCCCGUUGUGUACAUUUAUUUGACUAUCCACUUCAUCUUUGAGAAUUAUCAGUAAGUCCUCACGUUGUGUUAAGGAAUUUAAAACACUACAUGCUCCAUUGUUCUUGAAAAUCUGUGAUGAUGUUCCAUGUUAAAUGAGCAUCUGUCUUAGAGAGAAUGUAUUCUUAAAUCCUAAGAGGAGGACGCUCCCUCACGGCAGACCUUUUUUUUUUAUUCUUUUUUUUUUGCGCUGGGAGUGAUAUUGCCAUUGGAAUAUGGUCCGCUGCUCAUAUUGCAAAUUUGAAGGAUAAAGCACUAAAUCCCUGCUUGGGUGUUGCAGGCAUCCUCCAACACAUCCCAAAGUCUCCGUGUCUCUUUCUCGGAGUCGGUCCCAGAGCCAGGGCCCUCUGCGUUGAGCCGAGGCUCUCCUCCCUCUCUCCCUCUGGGUCCAAAUCAAAAAGCUCGGGCCGAGUUCCUGCCCAGCUUUCAGCAGAGGAGUCAGACAGAGAGAAAAGAGAGAAAGAGAGAGAGGGCCGGGCAGGAAAUGCCUUCUAGAAGCCAGGAGUUGGAGUGAUUCAUGUGUGCAGGAAUGUUGAGAGAGGAGGACCUAGGGUUGGAGGAGUCCAAGGGGCCAGGCUUGAGAAUUGAUUUACUGUCAAAGCGAAUUACAAAGUGAGUGGGGAUAUGGUUAAGGGAGUCCUUUUUUAAAGGGAAUCGCUUCCUUUGUAUUCCCCAGUGGCAUGCUUACCUCAACAUACAGGUUUGAUGUUACUUCAAUAAAAACCCUGGACGGGACCUCGCUUCUUCUUCUUCUUCUUUUUUUUUUUUUUGUAAACCCAUUUUCCCCUAAAAGUGCCCAUUGCGACAUGUAUAGUCUGUCUUAAAGUGAUCAAUCAAAUGUAUUGCAUAGCCGUAAACCUUCCUGUUUCAUUUGUACCGUCGACUAAAUGUAAAAAAAAA
Molecule: messenger RNA, 3553 nt
Organism: Stegastes partitus (bicolor damselfish)
Lineage: Eukaryota; Metazoa; Chordata; Actinopteri; Pomacentridae
Gene: hdac9b
Product: histone deacetylase 9b
Exons: 11
Coding region: 307-2184 (625 amino acids)
Source: RefSeq, a predicted model, not a curated record